Messenger RNA from Beta vulgaris subsp. vulgaris (sugar beet), 2250 nucleotides. RefSeq lists its product as hypothetical. The record is from RefSeq and is a predicted model, not a curated record. Gene Ontology annotation, molecular function: hydrolase activity, acting on carbon-nitrogen (but not peptide) bonds. The transcript has 15 exons. Bases 89 to 1813 code for a protein of 574 amino acids. NCBI's taxonomy places the organism in Eukaryota, Viridiplantae, Streptophyta, Magnoliopsida, Caryophyllales, Amaranthaceae.
CUAAAUAAUCAAUUUUUGAGUGAAAAAUUAGCUAGUCCUAUGCAACUCCCUUUCUCUCUCUUCCCAUUCUACUGGAGUACCGGGCAUAAUGAGCACGGUUCUCCUGGUAUCGUCUUUUGUAGUGUUCAUUCUCUCCAUAUUGCUCCUUCAUCCAUUUUCUGAGUGGUUGAAAUUCAAAGAAGCAGAAAUUGCAGAUUUAUUAGUUACAAAUGCUUUCAUUUACACCAGCGACCCUUCUUUUCCGGUCGCUAACUCUAUGGCCAUUAAAAAUGGCCGGAUUUUGGGUCUUGGGAACUACUCCUCACUUCAGGGAUUAGAAGGGAGCAAAACUGAAAAGUUGAAUCUAGAAGGAAAGAUUGUAGUUCCUGGAUUUAUAGAUUCCCACUUGCACUUGCUUUAUGGUGGACUGCAGAUGACACAAGUGGAACUCCAAGGUGUCAGUACGAAACAAGAGUUUAUAAUGAAGAUUGAAACAGCAGUCAAAAGUAAGAAAGAAGGUGUUUGGAUUUUGGGUGGUGGAUGGAACAAUGAUUUAUGGGGUGGAGAACUGCCAAUGGCAAAUUGGAUUGAUGAUAUCAGUCCUCAAAAUCCUGUUUGGUUAUCAAGAAUGGAUGGUCAUAUGGGCUUGGCUAAUUCACUGGCACUUCAGAAGGCUGGAAUUACUCGAGAAACAAAAGAUCCACCUGGUGGCACUUUAACCAGGACGGCAGAUGGAGAGCCUGCCGGUUUGCUGAUAGAUGCUGCAAGGCAGUUAAUUCUUCCCAGUGUCCCAGAACCCACCCUUGAUGAAAGGAGGGAAGCAUUAUUAAGGGCCAGCAAUUAUGCGUUGACAAAAGGGGUAACAACAGUGGUUGAUAUGGGAAGAUAUCUUCCUGGUUCUUCAACAGAGCUAUCAUGGCAAGAUUUUACAGAUGUCUAUGAUUGGGCAAAUACCUCUGGAAAUAUGAUCAUCAGAGUUUGUCUAUUUUUCCCCCUUGAAACCUGGUCACGUUUGUCUGAUCUUGUGCAGAAGACAGGUCGUAUGGUUAGCCAAUGGAUUUACCUUGGUGGUGUCAAGGCUUUCUUUGAUGGAUCACUGGGCUCAAACAGUGCCCUCUUUUAUGAGCCAUAUGCUGACGAUCCUGAGAGCUCUGGCCUUCAAUUGAUGGAACUCGACUAUCUAACCAACAUGACUGCACUUUGUGACGAGUCUGGGCUGCAGGUUGCCAUUCAUGCUAUUGGUGAUAAGGCGAAUGCUUUAAUCUUGGAUAUGUAUGAGUUAGUUUCUUCUAAAAAUGGAAAAAGGGACAGAAGAUUUAGGAUUGAGCAUGCUCAGCAUUUGGUACCUGGUUAUGUUACUCGAUUUGGUAAACAAGGAGUUGUUGCUUCAGUACAGCCAGAGCACCUUCUUGACGAUGCUAAUUCUGCAGAAAGAAAAUUGGGGAAGCAGCGAGCUGAAAGUGGAUCUUAUCUCUUCCAGUCACUUCUAGCAAGUCAUUCACUGCUAGCUUUCGGCUCUGACUGGCCUGUUGCAGACAUUGAUCCCUUGAACACCAUUAGGGCAGCGGUGAAGAGGAUUCCCCCAACGUGGGAAACAUCAUGGAUUUCAUCUGAAUGCCUCACACUCAACGAUGCACUUGAUGCGCACACGAUUUCAGCUGCUCGUGCAUGUUUUCUCGACAAAGAUAUAGGGUCAUUAUCUCCAGGCAAAUUGGCAGAUUUCGUUGUAUUAUCCACAAACUCAUGGGAGAAAUUGACGGCAGAAGCAUUUGCCUCCAUUGAGGCUACAUAUAUUGGUGGGGUUAAAGCCUAUCCUGCUAAGACUGCAGUGUGAGAUAGUCGGAGUGGGGAUACACAUUUCUUUUGUGAAUAUUGACGCGAGGACACCUUUUGAAGCUAGAGAUCUUGGUCAUGCAUGAUUAUGUGUAGGGUUGUCCUUGGAUGGUUCUUAGCCUAUACUUCCAAGUUUUGUCUGCUUGGAAUUCUUUGACUGGAAGCUUGGCUUAUCUAGGUUGGUUGGUUGUUUGUGGGAUUAGGAUAUCUCUGGUUGUGAACCAUGUUUCUAAUAUGUAACAUGUAAGUUGUUCAAGCAAGAUCCAACUGAAAUCCAAAGUCCAAUUCAGUCUGAACUGAACUCCCAAUUAGGAUUUGAUCGUAGUUCUAUAUUGGAUUCAAUAAGGAUUUAGGGGUGUUUGGAUCCAAAAUAAAAAAAAUAAUUACCGAACUAUUCAUUGUCAUCUUUUUAUAUAUAUAUAUAUAUAUAUUUUUUUU